UGGAGAGUGAAUAAAUAAAGGCGAACAUCAGAUGAACAUCAGCCAAUCAGAAGGAUCACUGUACACGCUUUGUCCAAUCAGAGCGCGUUAUUCCUAGGAUUCGCGACAUCACCAUCACUGAGAGACGCAGUUGAGUUUUAUACGGAGUUCGGAAAUUGUUCUUCCUGAGACGGCUUAUCUUGUGCGGGUCCACGUGUUUAGAGCAGUUUGAUUUAUCAUCCUCAUCAUCAUGCCUGAUUCUGAUGUGAAAGCCCCAGUCUUGCAGCCCCAGCUGGAGACAAUGGAGGAUGAGUUUGACCCCUUAUAUAAAGAGAAACCAGGCCCCAAGCCUCCUAUGAGAAUAGUGUGGAGAAAUGUCAUUCUGAUGAGUCUUCUGCACAUUGCUGCGGUGUAUGGACUCUUCCUGAUCCCGUCUGCACACCCGCUCACACUCCUCUGGGCUUUUGCGUGUUUCGUGUACGGUGGUCUGGGCAUCACUGCAGGCGUUCACAGAUUGUGGAGUCACAGAUCAUAUAAAGCUUCUUUACCUCUGCGCAUCUUUCUGGCCGUCGCAAACUCCAUGGCCUUCCAGAAUGACAUCUACGAAUGGUCCCGGGAUCACCGUGUGCAUCAUAAAUACUCCGAGACGGACGCCGAUCCUCACAACUCGAACCGAGGGUUUUUCUUCUCUCAUGUCGGCUGGCUGCUGGUUCGAAAACACCCAGAAGUCAUUGAGAGAGGACGCAAACUGGAGCUCUCUGACCUCAAGGCUGAUAAGGUGGUCAUGUUUCAGAGGAGAUUCUACAAGCUGUCUGUGGUGUUGAUGUGCUUCGUUGUCCCCACGGUUGUUCCCUGGUACAUGUGGGGCGAGUCUCUCUGGAUUGCGUAUUUCAUCCCGGCGCUCCUCAGAUACGCAGUGGGCUUAAAUUCUACCUGGCUGGUCAACAGCGCCGCACACAUGUGGGGAAAUCGGCCCUACGAUGGAAACAUCGGCCCCAGGGAGAACCGAUUCGUCACCUUCAGUGCUAUAGGCGAAGGUUACCACAAUUACCACCACACGUUUCCCUAUGACUACUCCACCAGCGAGUAUGGAUGGAAACUCAAUCUGACCACCAUCUUCGUAGACACUAUGUGUUUCUUGGGUCUGGCCAGUAAUCGUAAGCGUGUGUCUAAAGAGAUGAUUCUGGCUCGGGUCAAGCGUACGGGCGACGGCAGCUACAGAAGCGGCUAAAAAAAACAUCCAUCUCAAACGAAAACGGAUGUCCAGCCCAAAAGAAACGAAGGCCGGUCAAGGCGCUCUUCAAUCUCCUGCUACCAUUGAAUCUAUUAUUAUUAUUAUUAUUAUUAGUAUUAUCAUUUUCUUCCCAUCCCCGUUUGGAGGGAGCUUUAAUACAGGGAUCUGAGCUGUUUGUGUAGCGCUUAUUCACACUGUGUUUCCGGCUUCCUCUUCUCAGAUAUUUGGGACGCCCCGCUCUGAGCUCUUAUUGCUGACGUGCUAGUUUUUCUCAAUGCAGGAGCUAAACGCGGCGCCCCGUCACCCGCCCGCCGGGGCCUUUUUUUGUGUGAUGAGCCCGUGCCAAAUCUAGAUCAGUGCAGUUUGGUAGAAAUUCACGAAGAUGUUUAAUAUUUAAUUUAAUAUUUAACAGCUGCACCUUAUUGUCUCCAAGCGCCAAUGCUUUGUGUUGCGUUAUAUAUUCUGUUUUGUUGCCAUACUUGCACAAAUUGUUCAUUUGUUUUGUAGGAAUGACGUUUGAAUGGUUUGAAUCUGUAUUAAGGGGAUAGUUCACCCCCAAAAAAUGAACAUUUAUUCAGCCUUAAGUGCUUUUAUAGGUUUCUUUCUUAUGUUAAACCACAAAUAACACUGACUUUCAAUUGACUUCCAUAGUAGGAAUAACAAAUACUAUGCAAGCCAAUGGUUAUCGUUUACAUCAUUCUUCAAAAUAUCUUCUUUUGUGUUCAUCAGAAUAACAGAAACUUAUAAAGGCCUAAAACAGAGCAUUUUUUGGGUGAAUUAUCCAUUUAAUAAUUAUUAUUAGUUGAUUAUUGCACAGAUUUGACCUGCAACCGUGAAACGGGUUUAAAUAUUUUUGAUGGUGAUAUCUUCUUAAAGGGACACUACACCCAAAAAUGACACUUCUGCCAUUUAUUUACUCUUGUUCUUCUGUUGAACACGAAUGAAGAUCUACUGAAGAUUAAAGACAGCCAUUGACAUCCAUUGUAUUAUUAUUUGGUUUCUACUGAUGUUAAUUUCCAACAUUCUUCAGACUAUCUUGUUUUGUGUUCAACAGAAGGAAGUCAUUUUUUCAUUUUUGGGUGAACUGCCCCUUUAACGUCUAAUCUGAAAACACACACACACCUAUUGUGAGUGCCGCUAUCUAUAAUUUCAUGUUAAUACAUUGAUAAUUAUAGAGAAUCCAGAAUAAUCUGGAUGUUUGUGACAGGAUCGAAUGGUAGAGUUUGCAUGAGAAUGUUGAUUCUUGACUAUUUUGUACUGUAAAUUGUAUAGUUUGGUUUUGUAUUGUCAUUAACUGUACAUGAUCAUCUUUACUUUUGGGUUCAGAUUUCAAGUCUGACCUCCAGUUUUGGAGUACACUGUAUUAAUGCAGAACUCUCUGAACAGAUUGUGGAUUUACAGUAAUUUAUAAUAAUUUAAGCUCCGAUAUCAUGAGGAUCGUGUGUGUGUGUUAUGAUGCCAAAUACAGUUGUGUUGCAUGUGAGCCGAAUUGUAGCUUUAUGUUUAAUCAAACAUAAUGUAUUCUCAAAUAUUUUUCAGUGCUAUUUUUCCAUAUUUGGUUUCAUUUGUCAAGUUGUUUGUCAUGACAUUGCUUUUGUAAUUCCUCACAGACUUUAUAUCGAGUGUGUGUGUGUGUCUCAACCACGACUGUUUCUCUCACACACUGCCUUAUUUUUGCUCUGUGACUUGAAAUGUGGUUUUGAUAUCUCCCAUGCGGUUUGGAAGAAGCCUUUGGCUCCUAAAACUAAUGUGAUGCUCCUGUUUGUAAUACACCAGCCUGUAAUUAUGAAUAGACUAUGGUUUCAUAAUCAAUUACUGGAAAUAAAGCCUCAAGCAAAGAGCUUCUAAA
Danio aesculapii is the source of this 3062-nucleotide messenger RNA. It is a transcript of the gene scd, whose product is annotated as stearoyl-CoA desaturase (delta-9-desaturase). The transcript is spliced from 6 exons. The record is from RefSeq and is a predicted model, not a curated record. Gene Ontology annotation, biological process: response to fatty acid; unsaturated fatty acid biosynthetic process. Gene Ontology annotation, cellular component: endoplasmic reticulum membrane. Lineage: Eukaryota; Metazoa; Chordata; Actinopteri; Cypriniformes; Danionidae. Bases 230 to 1210 code for a protein of 326 amino acids. Gene Ontology annotation, molecular function: stearoyl-CoA 9-desaturase activity; iron ion binding; palmitoyl-CoA 9-desaturase activity.